Parathielavia appendiculata is the source of this 3420-nucleotide messenger RNA. RefSeq lists its product as uncharacterized. The coding region runs from base 1 to 3420 and encodes 1139 amino acids. Gene Ontology annotation, molecular function: calcium:proton antiporter activity. Gene Ontology annotation, biological process: calcium ion transmembrane transport; intracellular calcium ion homeostasis. The record is from RefSeq and is a predicted model, not a curated record. Gene Ontology annotation, cellular component: membrane; endomembrane system. NCBI's taxonomy places the organism in Eukaryota, Fungi, Ascomycota, Sordariomycetes, Sordariales, Chaetomiaceae. The transcript is spliced from 2 exons.
AUGGAUAAGUCCCAGGAGCCUGGCCGCGACUCGUCGACUGAUAUCUCCCCAACCGACACACAACGACCUUCACAGCUCAACUCUUCCACCCGGGAUGAUGACCGUGGUCUUGACACCCUGCAGUCGAUGGAUGCUGUGCGGAAGAGGGGACAGGAAGAAACCCCCAUGCAUAGCCCCAUGCCCGGAAAUACCCCCUACUCGGAAUUGGGCCAGUCUCCGGCCAACGACCUGCUGAUGCCCCGUCCCGGCCAAGGCACCGCCCGCUCGCCCUUGCUGGGCCCGGAGCGGCCCCGGACGCGUCCCCGCAAGCCUACACUGGCGCGCCGCGUUUCUGCCAACGCAUUUCGAGGCGGAGUUUUCUCGGCCGAAGAUGGCAUCGCCGAAGUCGAAGCCGACGCCGCCGAGCGCCAGCAGACCUACGCCGGAACAGUACGAAGACGAGCUGGUGUGCCGCCCCCACUCGCAACAAUCCACCCGCCCUCCGACGAUGAGGCCGCGGGCGAGAGACUGGAAGACCAACCCGAUCAGAUCGACAGCGGGCCGGCCGAGGUCGUCGGUGAUGACACUGUCCGGGAUGAUAACCCGGAUGACACGACCCCGGUGGACGAAGACGGGGAUAUCAGCGAUGCCGAGAGCUUCACCCUCAAGGACCGCCAGCAGGCCAUCAACCAGACGCACCCGUUUGGCAUCAGACUGUGGAAGCCAGCCCUCUACAAAAAGAGCCGCUCGGUGCAGAAGAACGCAGAGGGUGAUAUCCACUCGUCCCCCGGCGGCCAUGUCAGCAACUGGCUCCUGUUCUUCAACCUCCUGUGGACCCUUGGGUUUGGCUGGUGGAUGGCCCUCAUCUCAUUUACCGGCGCUGUUGUCUGCUUCCUCUUUGCUGCCGCGCCCGGCGGCCGCGAGUACGGCCGAGUCCUGCGGGGCUUGGCUGGCUACCUCUUCUACCCCUUUGGCAAGUUUGUUCGACUGGAGCAGCAGGAAGCCUACCUGGACGAGGACGAGGGCGAAGGUCGAAGCAUCACCGAAUACGAGCAGUGGCAGAGCGGCGACCUCGAAUAUGGCAGGCUGAUCUUUGGGCUCGACAGAAACCGCUCCAUCAUCGGCCGGUCUCGGAGGAGCAUCGACUCGGAACCCGACGAGACUGAGAGCCUGCUCGGAAGAGCCCACCGCCAGGCGCUGGACGAACACCUUCCCCGGAUGAAGCGGAGGCUGUUUGGGCGUGGAGAGUGGAAUAUCGGCCGAGUCAUUUUCUUUGCCUUCUUCUACUUUCUGAUCACGCCCUCCCUUUUUGUCGUCUCGGGCAUUUGCUGGCUGCUAGUCUUCUCGAUUCCCAUGGGCAAAGUCACCAUGCUCCUGUUUUCCCAUCUCCGGCGCCACCCGCUGGCCCUGUCUUUCGAGUCCGACAUUGCCUCGGCCCGCGCGCCUGCUGCGCCGCAUUCUUCCAUCUUGGUCUGCACCUAUCGGGCUGUGGGCCUCAAGUAUUGGAAGUACACGAUCGACGGAACCAACAUCUUCCUGAUCAAUCUGAUGGCCAUUGUGGGCUUUGUCAUCUUUGACUGGCUUGUCUUGGAUGGGCUCUUGCAUAUGGAGAACUUCCUCACGUCUCCCGCCUUCCUGUUCGUGUCAGGCCUACUGUCCAUCAUACCCUUGGCCUAUUUUAUCGGCCAGGCGGUGGCUUCCAUCUCGGCCCAGUCGUCCAUGGGAGUCGGCGCAGCCAUCAACGCCUUCUUCUCCACCAUUGUCGAAGUCUUCCUCUACUGUGUGGCGCUCCAGCAGGGCAAGGCGCAGCUCGUCGAAGGCAGCAUCAUCGGGAGCAUCUUUGCCGGCAUUCUCUUCCUCCCGGGCCUGUCGAUGUGCUUUGGGGCCAUCAAGCGCAAGACGCAGCGUUUCAACUCCAAGUCGGCCGGCGUGACUUCAACCAUGCUGCUUUUCGCCGUCAUCGGCGCGUUUGGUCCAACCCUCUUCUACCAGAUCUACGGCACUCACGAGCUGACUUGCCAGGACUGCAUUAACUUUGAGCGCCCCAGCGGUGGCGGCGGCGGCGAGGCUCUCCGGGACUGCCGACGCUGUUAUUUCUCGCAGACGCCUGCUAUCAAUGACCGCUUCUACCUCGAAGCGGUGCGUCCGUACUGCUAUCUCGCUGCCAGCAUGCUCUUCAUGUCCUAUAUUAUUGGUCUCUGGUUCACGCUCCGCACGCACGCGGCCGUCAUCUGGAACACCGAGAUUGAAGAGAAGAAGCAUGACGAGCACGUCGCCCCCCACCCCACCCCUCGACAGUUGGGCACUACGUCCGUUGGGGAUGCCAGCGGUGUCGACAUAAGGGACUCGCACCUGUACAAGCGUAUCCUUGGGCAGUCUCUCCGACAGGUUGGCCAGUACCCGCGGCCCGACGAGGAGACGCGACAGAACACGCCUCUGCCACAGGGCGAAGCGAAUAGCACUCCUCAUCUUGUCCCGCCGAAGCCUAGUACCACCACGUACGGCACCGCUGAGACCUCUGCGUCGACCAUCAGCAUUCCCGGAUUUUCCGACGCCGAGAACAACAACCUCGUUCAUCAAGUGGCAGCCAUUGCGGCGACUGCUGCGACGGUGGCCGCCAGGAACGUCCAAAGCGCCAGGCGCGGUCCGCCUGGGUCCGUCUCUACGGCUGCGCCCCCAUCCGCCUCCGGAGCGGCCCGCUCGGGAGGGGGAGCAGUGCGCAGCGCCGCCUUAUUUCCAGAUCAGGAGGACGCCGCUGCAGGAGGAGGAGGAGGAGGAGGAGCGCAGGGAGCUGUAGACAGCCACGGGGGCCAUGAUGCGCCGAACUGGAGCCGUCUCAAGAGCGCCAUCAUUCUGAUGGGCGCCACGGUGCUCUAUGCCAUCAUUGCCGAGAUCCUCGUGGACACGGUCGAUGUGGUACUGGAGAGCUCUGAUAUCGACGAAAAGUUUCUGGGCAUCACGCUGUUUGCUUUGGUGCCCAACACGACCGAGUUUCUCAACGCCAUCUCGUUCGCCAUGAACGGUAACAUUGCGCUGUCGAUGGAGAUUGGCUCGGCCUAUGCGCUCCAGGUCUGUCUGCUGCAGAUUCCUGCUCUCGUGCUCUUCUCAGCUGUCAACCCCUUGCGUGGGGUACCCUUUGAGGAUGCCGCCCGGUACACGUUCUCCCUGCUCUUUCCGCAGUGGGACAUGGUGACGGUGAUUUUGUGCGUGUUUUUGUUGAGUUAUAUGUACGGCGAGGGCAAGAGCAACUACUUCAAGGGUAGCAUUCUGCUGCUUAGCUACCUGGUGGUCGUCAGCGGGUUUUACUUUGGCGGGUUUGAGACCAGUUUGGAGGACCCGCAGAGUGCUGUGAGUCGAUUUGAUACGAUGGGCAGGGAUGGGCAGUGGCUGAGCUACCGGUACAAGACGGUUGGGAGGGGGACUUCGGGGGCCGCUUUCUGA